AGCCUUUCUGACUCGAGCGCUCAGGCUGCCGCAUCGCCCGGCGCGGGGCUGGUUUCCGGGGCCCCCAGGGCGCCCCGCCCGGCCAGAGGGGGGCACCUCGCAGAGCAGAAGCCAUGGGCCGUCGCCCCGCGCGCUGCUACCGGUACUGCAAGGGCAAGCCCUGGCCCAAGUCGCGCUUCGUGCGCGGCGUGCCCGAUCCCAAGAUGAGGAUCUUCGACACCGGCAAGAAGAAGAUCCCCUGCGAGGAGUUCCCCGUCGCCGCGCACAUGGUGUGUGACGAGAUGCAGCAGCUCACGUCCGAGUCCCUCGAGGCGGCCCGCAUUGCCACGAACAAGUACAUGUCCACCAACGCCGGCAAGGACUUCUACCACAUCAAGGUGCGCCCGCACCCGUUCCACGUCCUCCGCAUCAACAAGACUCUCUCGUGCGCGGGCGCCGACCGGCUGUCCACGGGCAUGCGCGGCGCGUUCGGGAAGCCCUACGGCACGGCCGCGCGCGUCCGGAUCGGCCAGGUGCUCCUGUCCGUGCGCACGAAGGAGGAGAAGCUGCCGACCGCGGUCGAGGCGCUGAGGCUCUCCAAGUUCAAGUUCGCCGGCCGGCAGAAGAUCCACGUCUCGAGCUGCUACGGUUUCACGAAGUUUACCAAGGAGGACUACGCGAAGUGGAAGGCGAUGGGCAGGCUGCGCCCAAACGGCGUGGACGUGCAGUGGCUGUCGAGCCGGGGCCCGCUCUGGCGCUUGAUCGGCCGCGGCUGAGCCUCCAGCUGGGCCUGCGGCGCCUCGGCGCGGCGGCAAGGCGAUGGGCAGGCUGCGCCCCCACGGGCCCGGACGAUUGUCUGCAUCGCCUAACCCUGGGAGACGCAUUUCUAAACGCACGGGGUGAAGAUGCGCCGAUGAUAGAAGCCCAGCUUCCAAGGCGCUACACGCGGGAGGAGACGCGGCGAAGUUCUCGUGCCUGAACUUCCACGUUCGCUGCUGAGCACGAGUAAUUCAUCUGCGGGUAAAGUCGGCCCGCUUCGAUUUUGAAAAUUGAGAGUUCCAGCGGAAUUAUCAGCGCCCGUUCCCCUGCGUGCCCGGAGCGUUUGUGGGAUCGUGCGCGCAGGGGGUCCAGCGCGCCCUCGGGGGUGCCGAGAAACCGCGGGGCAUUCCGGGCUGGGCCGGUGGCUUGGACUUGCGCGGCCCGCCGCGGCGGAA
Molecule: messenger RNA, 1193 nt
Organism: Prorocentrum cordatum
Lineage: Eukaryota; Dinophyceae; Prorocentrales; Prorocentraceae
Source: the annotation of a GenBank genome assembly